AUGUCCAUACUGCGGGCUGAACUAUCGACUUGUUAUACACUGUCACAGAAUAAUCAAUCUUUCAACGAUAACGGUUGCUCAGUAAGUUUCGAUAAAUCGCUUUGUUGGUUAAAAGCCGAAUAUGGGGCAAGAGUGGAAAGAUUAUGUCCAUUCAUUUAUUGUCCAUCAGUUCCUGGAUGUGAAGAAAUAGCAAAUAGUCAUAUGGUUAGUCGAGUAUGUGGAAUGAAUGGUGAAUGGAAUGAUUCGAAUUAUAGUCAAUGUAUUGAGGUUAUCGAUGAUUAUAGGCACUGUAUACAAGCAUACUGUAACAAGUGUCCGAAUUUACUUCAUGAUCUUGUCAUCUACGUGUCAUUAAUUCUCUCGAUUCUUUCCGUUACACUUCUAGUCAUCGCUAUAUUACUUUUUUCUAUAUUCGAUUCGAUCCAGUGUCAACGCUUGUCAAUCCACAAAAACCUCGCAACUGCUUUCGUCUUUCGAUUCGCUGUAUUUGCUAUUUGGACAAUUGUGCAAUCAACAAAUCUUUUCAAGGAUUGUACCACAUUUGUUCCACAAAAUUUAUGGGAUUAUGAAUGGAUCUGCAAAGCAAUUCUUUGGUUUGUGUUAUAUUUCCAGGUGGCUUCUGUGAUAUGGAUGUUAAUCGAAGGAGCCUAUUUAUAUAGUCGUUUCACAAUUUUUGCUAUGCGUCAUAGUGAUGCUCCAUGGUUUUUGUACAUGCUUUGUGGAUGGGGUGUUCCACUAAUUGUUGUAAUUUGUUGGACGAUAGUACAUGAAUAUAAAUCAAGGCAACAAAAUUCAUUUUGUUGGGUUCCAUAUGCUCAAGGAAAUCACCUGGUAAUAUUGUCUGGAACGAUUGGUUUUGCACUUAUUAUGAAUUUUAUAUUUCUGCUCGGCAUUGUUGUUAUCCUUGUGCAAAAAAUACGAGCAGAAAAUUCGGCUGAAUCAAAGAAAAUAUGGCGUACGAUAAAAGCAACGUUGUUACUGGUCCCAUUGCUUGGCAUCUCAAAUAUUCCACUAUUUUACGAACCCGAUCGACCUGGUCCAGCGUAUAUGCUGGGAUCUGCUGUGUUCCAGAAUUCGCAGGGAAUUUUCAUUGCUGUACUGUACUGUUUUCUAAAUAGCGAAGUACAAAAUGCAGUGAAAAGGCAAUUAUCAAAAGUGCCGAUAGCAUUUUUCAAGCCAAGGCCAAGAUUCGAAACCGAACGAACAUAUGUACCGGAAAUUAGAAAUAUUACUAAACAUGGUAUGGCAAUGGAAGAAUUAAAUGGUACAAAAAAACUCCCACAAGAAACAACACCUCUGAAUCAGGUGGUUCCGGAAUCGCAAAUCUUCUCCGUAUCCACGGCGCCAAGUUCUCGUUCACCGGAUGAGGCCGAUUAA
Messenger RNA from Necator americanus (New World hookworm), 1377 nucleotides. RefSeq lists its product as uncharacterized. Gene Ontology annotation, biological process: cell surface receptor signaling pathway; adenylate cyclase-modulating G protein-coupled receptor signaling pathway. Gene Ontology annotation, cellular component: plasma membrane. The transcript has 13 exons. Gene Ontology annotation, molecular function: G protein-coupled peptide receptor activity. The coding region runs from base 1 to 1377 and encodes 458 amino acids. NCBI's taxonomy places the organism in Eukaryota, Metazoa, Nematoda, Chromadorea, Rhabditida, Ancylostomatidae. The record is from RefSeq and is a predicted model, not a curated record.